Molecule: messenger RNA, 1081 nt
Organism: Xenopus laevis (African clawed frog)
Lineage: Eukaryota; Metazoa; Chordata; Amphibia; Anura; Pipidae
Gene: bcl2l10.L
Product: BCL2 like 10 L homeolog
Exons: 2
Coding region: 403-927 (174 amino acids)
Biological process (GO): regulation of apoptotic process; intrinsic apoptotic signaling pathway in response to DNA damage; extrinsic apoptotic signaling pathway in absence of ligand
Cellular component (GO): mitochondrial outer membrane; endomembrane system
Molecular function (GO): BH domain binding
Source: RefSeq, a predicted model, not a curated record
AGGGAGCCCUCAUCCCUAUGGUGACCCGUUGGGCUUUAGUAUAGUCGCUGCUUAUCUCAUGUAGGGUGACGUCAGUGAGAGGAAUAGAAGCAGCGAUAGUACGAGCGGCGGCCGGGGUCUAGUACUGGGGAUCAGGGCACGCCACUGGCACUUCCUUAGAUCAUACAAAUCGGAAAUUCACUGGGUAUUCCAAUUGCACUGGGUGCGGCGUCAUAAAAGAGGAAAUGAGAGAUAUAAGGGGCUCGGCUGAGCAUCACAUCACAUAUCACAUCACAUAUCACAGCACAAGAGCCCAGAGUGCGAGCGAGAGCUGUGAAUCCCGUGCGUGUGGGCGUGCGCAGGGGCGGUGCCUAUUAUAAAGUACAUGGACACAUUCCAUUGAGCUCGUUCUGCCUUCUCAGUAUGACUGACCGAAUGGAAGAGGAGACCCGUGCGGUGCUGGAGGAGUUUCUCCGACGCUGUAUCAGUCCGCACGAUGAGUCGCCGCUCAGUCCCGCCGCUCAGACCCUACUCAGGGUGGUCAGUGAGUCCAUGGAGCCCAAUCGCUCCCCCAUUGAAAGUCGCUGCGAUCAAAUCACUGCAGAACCCGCCACCAUUCUAAGGACUGUAGCAGCUCAGAUGCCUUUGGACGGGGGACUUAACUGGGGUCGAGCCGUGGCUCUGAUUGGCUUCGCCGGGUUCUUGACACAACAGAGAGGGGAGCGCAAGGCUGGGACCCCCGAGGAGCUGGCCGAGGUGCUGAGCCACUUCCUGGCAGUGGAACACAAGGACUGGCUGAUCACUAUCGGAGGCUGGGACGGUUUCUGCAAAUACUUUGCUAAAAAGAGGACUCAGCGGGCCCAGGAGAACAGCACCAUUUCCAAUGCUUUAAUGGCAGCAGCUGGCUUUGGCCUUGCAGGAUUGGCCUUCAUCUUGGCUGUACGGUGAAGCCUGAACCAAAGACCGAAUGACAUUUCAUUGAGGACUUUUAACCAUGAGCAGCUGUAAAAGACACAUCAAGUGGAAAGUUCAUUUAGAACAUUGUCAUAUUCCUUGUAAUAUUGUCACUGUGUUCUUUUAUUAAAUACAAACAAAACCAGAA